This is a messenger RNA of Hibiscus syriacus, 981 nucleotides long. RefSeq names its product elongation factor 1-beta 1-like. The transcript is spliced from 6 exons. Lineage: Eukaryota; Viridiplantae; Streptophyta; Magnoliopsida; Malvales; Malvaceae. Bases 127 to 537 code for a protein of 136 amino acids. Gene Ontology annotation, molecular function: guanyl-nucleotide exchange factor activity. The record is from RefSeq and is a predicted model, not a curated record. Gene Ontology annotation, cellular component: cytosol. Gene Ontology annotation, biological process: translational elongation.
UUUGAAGCUCAUAGUUUGACUCAUAUAAAAUUACUCGAGCUCUCACUCUCCUCUCCUCCCGAAUUUGCCUCAAUUUUGCUCAGAUUCUCCACAAUUCGUCUGUUCUCCUUCUUCAAACUCCCACAGAUGGCCAUCACUUUCUCAGAUCUCCACACUGAAUCCGGCCUUAAAUCCCUUAAUGACUUCCUCAACGGCAAAUCUUACAUCUUUGGGGAUAAGCUGACCAAGGAUGACAUAAAAGUUUAUGCAGCUGUUUUGAAAAAUUCUGGCGAUUCGUUUCCCAGUGUGAGCCAGUGGUAUAACUGUGUGUCGUCCCAUCUUGCCACAAGCUUCCCUGGGAAAGCUGUUGGGGUUUCACUUGGUGGCAAAACUGACCCAGCUAAAGCUGAGUCUCCUGCUGCAGACGAUGGUAUGGAUCUGUUCGGCGAGGAAAAAGAGGAAGAAAAAAAGGCAGCAGAGGAGAGGGAAGCCGCUGAAAAGACAGCUAAGAAGAAAGAGAGUGGGAAAUCUUCAGUGCUUUUGGAUGUUAAACCAUGAGAUGAUGAGACUGAGAUAUGAAGAAGUUGGAAGAAGCUGUUCGAUCUGUUGAAAUGCCUGGCCUUCUGUGGGGAGCAUCGAAACUGGUUGCGAUAUGGCAUUAAGAAGCUCCAGAUCAUGCUUACAAUAGUUGAUGAUCUAGUUUCCGUCGAUACACUUAUCGAGGAGCACCUCACAGCUGAACCACACAAUGAAUAUAUUCAGAGCUGUGGCAUCGUUGCGUUCAACAAAAUUUAGAUGAGGGCGUUCCUUUCCAACAACAUCGUAAGCCAAUUUCAGCCAUGUUCGGUCCUUUUUUGUUCCUUGCUUUACCCUAAUAUGAUUUUCUUCUUCGCUGUGAUUGCUACUGCUUUUGCUUGGGAAUAGAUUAAAUUAAGAACUUGAUGGUGUCUUGCUAAAAGGAUAUUCUGGUGUAGUGUUUAAUGUUUUUGAUUCGGUUUAAGG